GUAUGAAAUUAAUUUGGAAAGGUCUAAAAUAGAACUUUGGAUUAACACUGUAUUAAAAAUACAGAGUACUAUAUAAGGAGAGAGGGUCUGAAUAGCAAAUACUCCCUAUGGUACCGACUCCUUUGGCGGCUGCAAUAAUUUCAGAGUUGUUUUUCUAGAUUUGUUGAUUAACCAUAAGAGGAGACUUGGUCUUUUACCACCAUGUCAAUGUAACAUUGUUCAUGAUAUAGAUUCCUAAACCAGUAUACUCCGUAUUUGAUACUCAUCUUAGUUUGCUAAAUUGUAAAUAGUCUCAAUCAAAUUAUAUUUCAGCAAACAUUAAAACAGAGAUAUAAAAGGGGGAAAGAAAACAGGGUUGAUGUUGAAUUUUCAAUUUAUUAUUCAACAUCUACCAAAUAUUAUUGGCAGCCCUUCGCAAUAAUAUUUCAAUGAUGUUAAACUACAAUACGGGGUUGAACAAAUCACCAUCAAUUGUUAAAAGAUAUUCAAAAGUCAAGUUGACUUGUAAGUUUUUCCAUGGAUUUUGUAAAAUUUCAAACCUCUCAAAAAAGGAAAACAAAUUAUAGCUUGAACUAAUUUAAAACCUAGAUUUAAGCACAAAUUUAAGCCAAAAAUAUUAAAUAAAAUUUGCACCACCAAAAGAAGAAACUAUGUCAUUCAAAGCUCUGUUUCCUCUGUUUUUUUGCAUACUUUUGCAAUUUUCAUUCAUUUCCAACUUUGCUGGUGCAAUUCAGCAAGAAGCAGAAGCUCUGGUUGAAUGGAAACAGAGCUUGCACAGUCUUAACCAGUCAUUUUUGUCAUCUUGGUCACUUCCAAGGGAUGCUUUAACCGCGAAAAACAGCAAUGUUAUCACUCCAUGUCAUUGGCUUGGAGUUGGCUGUGAAAAUGGAAGUGUUACAAGGUUGAACUUAACCAAUGUGGGUUUAACAGGUACCCUUUAUGCCUUCAACUUUUCAUCUUUGCCUAAUUUAUCUUUCCUUGAUCUUCAUGAUAAUAAUCUCUUUGGAAAUAUCCCUUCUUCAAUUAGUAAUCUCACUAAACUUACUAGUCUUCAUUUGGGGAAUAACCAAUUCACUGGGAAAAUGCCCGAAGACCUUGGAAAAAUUACCACCCUCACAAAUCUGAACUUCAUAAACAACUUUCUUUCAGGCCAAAUUCCAUCUUCUCUAGGAAAUUUAACCUCUCUUACUCUCCUCAUCCUCGGAAACAACCGGUUUGUAGGUACGAUUCCUCCUGAGGUCGGAUAUAUGAUAUCACUCACCGAGCUUCGUAUCAAUUUGAACAACCUAACGGGUCCAAUACCGCCUUCGAUUGGUAAUCUGAGAGGCCUGAAGACUUUGUCAGUUUAUGGAAACAAGUUGUCAGGGUCACUUCCAAAAGAGUUUGAUAACCUCACUAACUUAACCUUGUGUUUCCUGUCAAAUAACACUCUUUCUGGCUCAUUGCCUGAGAAAAUUUGCCAAGGUGGAAUUCUUCAAGAUUUUUGUGCAAGUAACAACAGGUUUUCAGGAACUGUACCCAAGGGGUUGAAAAACUGCACCAGUUUGACAAGAUUAAGGCUUGAUAGAAACAAUUUUGUGGGUAACAUAACAGAAGAUUUCGCGGUAUACCCAGUUGUUGAUUACAUUGAUUUGAGCUACAAUAACUUUGAGGGUGAGAUAUCUUCUGAUUGGGCAAAAUGCAAGAACAUGACUAGUCUUAAGAUUUCUGAUAAUAACAUUACUGGUAAAAUACCUCCAGAAUUGGGAAAAGCAACCAAGUUGCAUUACCUAGAUUUGUCAUCUAAUCAGCUAGUGGGUGAAAUACCGAAAGAGUUGGGAAAUUUGAAGUCAUUAUUCAACCUCACAUUGAGCAAUAACAAACUCUCUGGGAACAUUCCCAGAGAAGUUGGUAAUUUGCUUGAUUUAGCCUCUCUUGACCUUGGCGCGAAUGGAUUAAAUGGAACGAUACCAGAAGAAAUCGGAAAUUGCCCCAAGAUGAUCUACUUGAAUCUAAGUAGAAACGGCUUGAAUGGAGUUAUUCCUUGGCAGAUUGGGAGUCUUGUGAGCCUACAAGUGCUGUUAGACUUGAGCAGAAACUCGCUUUCUGGCGAGAUUCCGUUACAACUUGGAAACUUGGAUAACUUGGAGGAGUUGGAUCUUUCUCAUAACAAUUUUUCUGGCCAAAUCCCUUCAACUUUUGAUCAAAUGCAAAGUUUGAUAUCUGUUGAUGUGUCCUACAAUAACCUCGAGGGUCCUCUUCCAUAUGGCAAAGUGUUCAUGAAUUCUCCCCUUGUAUCAUUUAUGGAAAACAAAGCUCUAUGUGGGAACAUAACAGGGUUAAUACCUUGCCCUAGAGCUCUGAAUUUUUCAAAGAGGAAAGGCAAAAAUGCGGUGGCACUGAUUACUGCUCCCAUCUUAGGAGUUGGAGUUUUCGUAUGCAUCGUUGUGGCGGUUGCCUUGUAUCUUUUGAAAGGUGGAAGAGGGGUUAAAGGGGAGAAAAACAGGAAAGUAGGCUCACAACGAGAAAACAUGUUUUCCAUAUGGAGCUUUGAUGGGAAGUUGGUAUACGAGGACAUAAAACAAGCAACCAAAGGGUUUGACGUGAAGUACUGUAUAGGAGAAGGUGGCCAUGGGACUGUGUAUAAAGCAGUUCUGUCAACAGGACAAAUUGUUGCUGUUAAGAAGCUGAAAACAAUACAAAAUCCGAGUUUUGAAAACGCAAAGAAUUUUGAGGCAGAAAUCGAAGCAUUGUCUAAGAUUAGACAUCGAAACAUUGUGAAGCUUAAUGGGUUUUGUUCUCAUGCACAACAUUCGUUGUUGGUUUACGAGUACUUGGAGAGAGGAAGCCUGGGGAAGUUGCUCGGGAUUGAGAAGGAAGCAAGAGAAUUAGACUGGGAGAAGAGGGUUAUUGUGAUUAAGGGGAUUGCAAAUGCACUUUGUUAUAUGCAUUAUGAUUGUUCUCCUCCUAUAAUCCAUAGAGAUCUUUCUUCCAACAAUGUGUUGCUUGACAGAGAUUAUGAGCCUCGAGUUUCUGAUUUUGGCACAGCUAGGCUUCUGAGUCUAGAUUCUUGCCGGAACAUAUGGCUACAUUGCUCCUGAGCUUGCUUAUACCAUGAAAGCCACCAAGAAAUGCGAUGUAUACAGCUUUGGAGUUCUAGCACUAGAGAUUAUAAUGGGAAGCCAUCCAGGAGAUCUCAUAUCUUCAUCUUCGAGCUCAUCAGUGGACACUUCAACA
Molecule: messenger RNA, 3216 nt
Organism: Spinacia oleracea (spinach)
Lineage: Eukaryota; Viridiplantae; Streptophyta; Magnoliopsida; Caryophyllales; Amaranthaceae
Product: MDIS1-interacting receptor like kinase 2
Exons: 2
Coding region: 651-3080 (809 amino acids)
Biological process (GO): protein phosphorylation
Molecular function (GO): ATP binding; protein kinase activity; protein binding
Source: RefSeq, a predicted model, not a curated record